CGUUAGUUCCUUGGCCAUCCCUGAAACCAAUAAAAUAUGUCAUUCUUCUCGAAAUCUUACUCAAUGCGGUAUAUUCAGUGGGGAUGCCUGAUAUCGCAAAACCUGGGGUAAAAGACCAACUUAUCAGGAUAUCUCGGCAGAUUGGAGUGUUUGUAUGAUAAGAUGCCAAUGAAGGCAGUGUAGAUUGACGUGUGUUGGAGAUUUGUACAACGGUGGCCCCCUUUCCCUGGUAGGUCUUAUCAACGUAAGUGGCUCGGCCGUGUGACCUUGGAAACGAGUAUAUGAGUCAAGCGUUUUCUCCUCUGAUACUCCAACAAGAACACUUCAUCAUAACAGAACACGACAACGGCCAAGAUGACAUCUUCAACGCAGGAGGGCGCUUUGCAGCAGCGUCUCUCGACUUUGACCAUGGUUGCUAUGGCCUUUGCCAUUCUCAACACAUGGAUCGCACUCGCCGGUACUAUGGCUUACAUUCUCCCUUCUGGGGGCUCAGUCUCGUUUAUCUAUGGAUUCGUAGUCUGCGUUCUUUGUAACCUGGCUCUUGCUGCCAGUCUUGGAGAAAUGGCUGCAAUUUGGCCAACUGCAGGUGGACAGUAUCACUUCAUGUACGCCCUUUGCACACCACGAUGGAAACGCCCUAUGAGCUUCUUUAUCGGAUGGACCAAUAUCGCUGGUUGGUUGACUGUUGUUACAACUCAAGCUUUUUUUGCAGCCCAGCUGGUCUCCGCCGCAGCCGUCGUCGCCUCCGACAACGCAUACGAGGCAACACAAUGGAAGACAUAUCUCUUUUUCCUCGCCAUCCUCACCUUCGGAACGGUCGGCAACGUCUGGGGAAACAAAAUCCUCGGUCAUUGGAACGACAUGGCUCUGUAUUGGUCUGUCCUCUCGGUCGUUAUUAUGAGCAUCAUCCUCCUUUCCAUGUCGCCAAAGACAGAUGCUCGUCAAGUCUUUACAGAGUUCAGAAAUGAGACUGGCUGGUCAGAUGGUGUCGCUUGGAUCCUUGGCUUACUCCAGUCUGCCCUGUCGCUUAUUGGGUUUGAUGUUGUCCUUCAUCUGACUGAAGAGAUGCCCAACCCUUCACGAGAUGCACCUCGAGCUAUGGUGCUGGCCAUCGUCAUUGGUGGUGUCACUGGCUUCCUCUUCAUUCUAGUCAUCCUCUUCUGCCUCACCGACCCCGCAACAAUCCUCGCCUCAAACACCGGCAUGCCCAUCGUCGAACUCUUCCUCCAAAGCACAAAGAGUCGCGCCGCAGCAACCAUUCUAGCCCUCAUGCUAAGCGUCUGUUUCAUCAACGGCACAUCAGCUAGUAUCACCAGCGCAAGUCGUCUGCUCUAUGCCAUGGCCAGAGACAAGGGUAUCAUCUGCCAUAACUACUUUGCACACAUUGAACCCAAGCUCGAUGUCCCCGUCCGCACAAUCACCUUGUGUUUCAUUUUCAAUGUCCUUUUUGGACUCUUGUACCUUGGUCCUGCGGUGGCUUUCAGUGCUUACAUUGCUUCAUGCACCAUCUUCCUCAAUGUCUCUUAUGCUGGCCCUGUCAUUGCCUUGUUGGUGAGGGGUAGAAGUAUUCUUAAGGAAUACCAGACAAGAAAGACACCAGCCAGGAUGGGCUUGAGGACUGGUGCUGCCGUCAACGUGCUUGCAAGCGUCUUUGUCAUCGUCAUCACCAUCUUCUUCUGUUUUCCAACUGGCCUCCCCGUAUCAGCUAAUACUAUGAACUAUGUUUCCGCAGUCGUCGGUAUUUUCUACUUGCUCCUUGCCUUGUACUGGAUGGUCUAUGGUAAGACCUUUGAAGGCCCUAACUUCGAGGCCAUCAUUGGACAGCCCUUGCAGAUCAAAGGAGAGCACGAGCUGGAAGCAGUGCACAAGAAAUCUGAAACGUCAACAAAAGCCUGACUUUUAAUACGAUGUUUAUUGCGACUCAGAGGGUAGUUAUUAUAAUAAGACAUAUGCUCAGAUCAUUAUUACGAACACUGAUGAGAGACAAACAAUGACUUGCAAGCUUGCGACAAGCAAUACUCGACUG
Fusarium redolens is the source of this 2026-nucleotide messenger RNA. RefSeq names its product amino acid/polyamine transporter I. Gene Ontology annotation, molecular function: transmembrane transporter activity. The transcript is spliced from 10 exons. Gene Ontology annotation, cellular component: membrane. Bases 355 to 1896 code for a protein of 513 amino acids. Gene Ontology annotation, biological process: transmembrane transport. The record is from RefSeq and is a predicted model, not a curated record. Lineage: Eukaryota; Fungi; Ascomycota; Sordariomycetes; Hypocreales; Nectriaceae.